AUGACGAGGGAGGUCUGUGGUGUGCCGAGCGUUGUCCGGUGAGCAGCUCCCCCACAGGGCAGUAUCCUCCCAGACCGGCUGGAAGGCGGGAGUGUGGCGCAGACCCCCAUCUCCGGACCUCGACCAGGGACUCCGGGCUCUGAAGGCAACGAGGAGGCACAGACGGCAGAAGAGUGAGAGUCUUGAGAGGGACGUGUGAACAUGACGGAGAUCAGGUGCCCCCUCCUCUCCCUCCUGGUUAUCGUGGCGACCGUGUGUCUCCACGGCAACGCGGCUCAGUCGAAAGAGUGCACCAAGACGGAGCUGGCAGACAUACUCUUCCUGGUCGACGGCUCCACCAGCAUCAAGGAAAGAGAUUUUCAGAGCAUGCUGAACUUCAUGAAGUCCAUCGUGAACGCGAGUACCGUCGGCGAGAAGGAGACGCGUUUUGGCGUCAUCCUCUACUCGACCGCACCCAAGUCCGUCUUCACCCUCAACGAGUAUUCCUCCAAGGGGCAGGUGUUGGAGGCCAUCCAGGCCCUCCAGUUGCCCACCGGCGACACCUACACAGGCAGCGCCCUGGCCUACACCCUGCAGUUCUUUGAGGUGCAGCACGGCGGGAGGCGGCCCUCCAAGGUGCCCCAGAUCCUCAUGGUGAUCACCGACGGCGAGGCUACAGACCCGGGCAAACUGAAGGCUCCCGCCGAGGCACUGCGCGAGAAGGGAGUCAUCGUGUACAGCAUCGGCGUGAAGGGCGCCAACCAGAUGGAGCUGGAGACCAUCUCCGGGAACCCCACCCGGGUCUUCUUCGUGGACAACUUCAUCGACCUGGAAACCCUCUCCAAAGAGAUCUGCAUCGACACCCCUCCUGAGUGUCAGAAGCGGAAAGCUGACCUGGUGCUGCUGAUCGACCAGUCUGGAAGCAUCAACGACGCUGACUACACAACCCUGAAGAACUUCAUGAUCAGCCUGAUCAGGAGCUUCAACGUCAGCCAGGACCUGGUGCGUGUGGGCGUGGCCCAGUUCGACAGCGCCCCGCAGCACGAGUUCUACCUGAACCGGUUCGCCACGGAGGCGGAGGUCACCAAGCACAUCCUGGCCAUGGUGCAGCGGAAAGGGCAAACCAAUAUCGGAGAGGCGCUGAAAUUCAUCAAGGGGUACUUCCAGAAGUCCACGGGGAGCCGCUUGGGUGCGGGCGUGUCCCAGAACCUGGUGCUGAUGACGGAUGGCCACUCGGAGGACGACGUGGGGCCUCCGGCCAAGGUGCUGCUGGGCAUGGGCAUUGAGACGUUUGUCAUCGGCAUCGGCGACAUAAACCAGCAGCAGCUGAAGGAGAUCGCAAGCAAGCCCUUUACCGUUGAGAAUUUCAGCUCACUGGCCAACAUCAAGACGAAUGUGGUGAAGACCAUCUGCGACUCCGUGCCCCCCGGCCCUCCUCCUACUCCUCCUCCCUCAGACCCAGCCUGCAGUAUCGACGUGGCCGUGGGUUUUGACCUGCCCAUGCCCCCCGGGUCCCAGCUGCUGGUGGCCGGUCUCCCCCUGCUCCGGGCUGCCCUGCCAGAGAUUCUCCGCUCUGCGGCCUCGAUCAAGGGCCUGUGCUGCGUCCGCCACGCCGUCACACCCAACUUCGCCUUCCGGCUGGUGGGCCGCGCCGGGCAACUCCUGGACGACGUUGGCUUCGAGCCGUUCAGCGAGGCGGUGCUGGAGAAGGUGCUGAAGCUGCGGACUUCGGAGCCCACCUACUUCAACACGGCCCUGCUCACCUCCUUCCAGGAGAAGUUCGCCACCCAGUCCAAGGCCAAGGCCAAGGUGCUCAUCGUCUUCACAGACGGUCUGGAUGAAGAUGUGAGGAGGCUGAAGGAUCAGUCUGAUCGGCUGCGUCGUUCUGGGGUGAAUGCCCUGCUGGCGGUGGCGCUGGGCGGUGUGCGUGACUCCAGCCAGAUCCAGAUGGUGGAGUUCGGUCGCGGGUUUGGCUUCACGGUCCCGCUCAGUGUGGGCAUGCAGAGCGUGGGCCGCACCGUGCUCAGGCAGAUAGAAACGGUGGCCGACCGAGAGUGCUGUGAUGUCGCGUGUAAGUGUACGGGUCAUGAAGGUGGCCGAGGCAAGCCGGGAACCUCAGGUUCAAAGGGUGGUCCCGGACCUAAAGGUCAUCCAGGGUACCCAGGAGAUGAAGGCACUGCUGGCGAUCGAGGCCCUCCGGGGUUCUGGGGAGCCCAAGGCAGCCGUGGAUGCCCGGGGCCAAGAGGGCCGAAGGGCAAUCUAGGUCAGAGUGGCAACAAGGGUGAAGGAGGAGAUCAUGGAAUGGACGGAGACAAAGGAGAGCAGGGUACAGCGGGCUUGAAAGGAGCUCCGGGAGGGAAAGGAGAUCCCGGGAACGCGGGCAACACGGGGAUCACAGGAGAGGGAGGAGUCAAAGGACAACGCGGACUCAGAGGAGACCCGGGGGCCGCUGGCUCAGACAACUCAGUGGUGGGACCUAAAGGUGAUCCAGGGAACGCUGGCCUGCCGGUAAGAGGCCUGCUCCUGGGAAUCCUGGUAUCCUCAGGGAAUGUGAAGGAAUGGUCACUGAGCGUGAACGGGGGGCUUGGCGUCGGGGGACAGGAGGGACCCAAAGGGAGACGGGGGCCCACGGGACCACCGGGUAUCAAUGGAGAGGGGGGCAGUAGAGGAGGAGCAGGUGCUCCAGGCGCCUCCGGCCAGCGGGGACCCCAGGGGGUCAGAGGUCAGCCGGGCUUCAGAGGAGUCCAGGGACCUCCUGGAGCUCAGGGCAGGCCCGGAAACGAGGGACCAAGCGGUCUGGUUGGACGACGGGGAGUCAAUGGACAGAAGGGACAACCAGGCGACUCCGGGCCACAAGGGGGGGCAGGCCCUCUGGGGCCCAGAGGAAUUCCAGGGCAAGAUGGCAGAGAUGGGUAUGGAAUACCUGGAUCGAAAGGAACUAAGGGCCAUGCCGGUGUCCAUGGAAACCCUGGCGUUCCGGGGAAAAUCGGAGUGAAGGGAGGCCCUGCAGGGCCGGGGCCCAAAGGAACCCCUGGCAGAGGGGGGGUCGCGGGACAUCCUGGAGAAUCGGGACAGGGGGGAGGUCCAGGAUUCCCUGGACACAAGGGCCCCAGGGGACCCCCAGGGGACAGGAACAUGUCUGAGUGUGAGCUGAUCAACUACAUCCGAUCCAACUGUGUCUGCUGCCAAGGCUCCCCCUGCCCGGCCUACCCCACUGAGCUGGUGUUCGGUCUGGACAUGUCGCAGGGCGUCACGCCGGCCGCCUUCGAGCGGACGCGCGGCGCCCUGCUGGCGCUGCUGGAGGGCGUCGACGUCGCCGAGAGCAACUGCCCCAAGGGGGCGCGCGUGGCCGUGGUGGGCUACAGCGCCCACACCAAGCACCUGGUCCGUUUCCACGACUACCGCUCUAAGAAGCAGCUGCUGGAGCUGGUGCGGAACAUCGCCCUGGAGCGCACGAGCAACCGCCGCCGCCUGGGGGGCGCCAUGCGCUUCGUGGGCGCCCACGUGUUCAAGCGUGUGCGCCGGGGCCUGAGGAUGAGGAAGGUGGCCGUGUUCUUCAGCCACGGCCCGUCGCAGGACGGCGACGACAUCGUCACCGCGGUGAUGGAGUACCGCGCCCUCGACAUCGUCCCGGCCGUCCUGGCGCUCGAUCGGUACGAGGAAACCCGGAAGGCGUUCGAGGCCGACCACACGGGCAGCUCUGUGUUCCUGACGCUCGGCCACUCCCAGAACCUCACCAGCGACCUGGAACCGAUCAAGAGAUGCGUCAUCUGCCACGACCCCUGCCGCCCUCAGGCGGGCUGCGUCAGUGGCCCCGGGGCCCCGGGCCCCCAGGUCCUGGACGUGGACCUGGCCCUGGUGGUGGACGGCUCCAGGGAGGUCCCGGCCCACCUCUACUCGGGUCUCCGGGAGCUGCUGGGUUCGGUGGUGGAGCAGGUGGCCGUCAGCGCCCAGCCCCGCCAGGCCGACGGCCGGGCCCGCGUGGCCCUGGUCCAGCAGAGCGGCCGGCUCCACUCCCAGGCCCCGGCGGCGGGCCCGCAGGCCGCCACGGUAGAGUUCGGUCUGCUGAGCGCCCUGGGGAACAGCCAGAUGAAGAGCCACCUGCUGGAGAGGAUGACCCAGAAGGGGGGCCCCUCGGCCCUGGGCCACACCCUGGAGUACGCCCUGAGGGAGGUGCUGCUGAGGGCCCCCAACCCCAGGAAGCACCGCGUGCUGCUGGUGGGGGUGGGGGCACAGACCUCCAGCUGGGACCAGGACAAGCUCAGCCGGGUGGCGCUGGAGGCCAAGUGCCGGGGGGUGGCGGUGCUGGUGGUGGCCCUGGGGGACAGCUACAGCCAGGAGCAGGUGGUCGAGCUGGCCAGCGGCCCCCUGAAGCAGCACCUCCUCUGCCUGGGCGGCCUGGGCCCCGAGGAGCAGGGCUACGCCCGGCACUUCAUCGCCACCUGGCUCUCCGUGCUCAGGGAUGGGCUGAACACGUACCCCCCGGUCUCUCUGAAGAAGUCUUGUGAACUGCUCCACGACAUAGAAAGACGGGUUGAGCAGGUGUCUGUGGACCCGUGGGAGGAGCAGAGCGGGAGCAGCCCUGACACAACUCUGCAGGACCAGGCCGACCCCGGCUGGUCCGUGCUCAGCGCAGACGCAGGGCUCUUCCUGAGAGCCACGCCCAAUGCCCGGUGUCAGCUGGCUCAAGACUCUGGUUCCCACUGCUCUCACUAUGUCCAGCGCUGGUUCUAUGACCGCGUCCUGGGGGCCUGCGCACACUUCUGGUACGGCGGCUGCGGCGGCAACGAUAACCGCUUUGACACGGAGCGCGAAUGUCGCAAGACAUGUAUCACUAAGAUUGAUUCCUCUCUACUGGGACCGAGUCAAAGCAGGACUCACAGAAAGGCCAGCUGCUCCCUGGGCCAGGACAUGGGUCCGUGUCAGGACUACGCGAUGUACUGGGCCUUCAACGCGCAUCGGAGAGAGUGUAUUCGCUUCUGGUAUGGCGGCUGCGGGGGGAACAGCAACCGCUUCGCGACGCGAGAGGACUGUGAGGGACUCUGUCUGAACCGGCGGGGGUAGAACCGCCAGACCGCCCGACCACGGCCCCCCCCCCCCCCCCCCUCCCUCAGCCAAAGAUGACCUCCAAUGGUCGUAGCUUCACAUCGGCCCAUGAAAAGAUGUCUAUGUCUAAAUGUCUACAUUUAUCGUUUUGUAUCUUGUUCUGAAUCCAUAAUCUCACUCUCCCACCCAACAUGAGUGCUUCCUACCGUCUACCAUCCUGCCGUCUGAGCGUGUGCGGUCUCAGAAGUGUUCCUCCCUGGGUCUAGACGGGUCUCGUGACCGGCCGGACAGACCCAGAGCCUCUAUUCCUAUUCCAGAGGACCCAGCGAGGCCCCGGUCUGGGGGUCCCCUUCAGGCUCUGGCGGUGUGGACGACGGUGUGAGGAUCACCCCCAUCACAUCGUUCAUUCAACCAUCCACUGGUGCUACGUGUUAAUAAAAAAAGUAUGGAA
Gadus chalcogrammus (walleye pollock) is the source of this 5476-nucleotide messenger RNA. Its product is annotated as collagen alpha-6(VI) chain-like. The transcript is spliced from 36 exons. The coding region runs from base 202 to 5043 and encodes 1613 amino acids. The record is from RefSeq and is a predicted model, not a curated record. Gene Ontology annotation, molecular function: serine-type endopeptidase inhibitor activity. NCBI's taxonomy places the organism in Eukaryota, Metazoa, Chordata, Actinopteri, Gadiformes, Gadidae.